This is a messenger RNA of Prosopis cineraria, 1997 nucleotides long. RefSeq names its product gibberellin receptor GID1C-like. Gene Ontology annotation, molecular function: hydrolase activity; gibberellin binding. Gene Ontology annotation, cellular component: nucleus; cytoplasm. The transcript is spliced from 2 exons. The coding region runs from base 517 to 1554 and encodes 345 amino acids. Gene Ontology annotation, biological process: positive regulation of gibberellic acid mediated signaling pathway; raffinose family oligosaccharide biosynthetic process; floral organ morphogenesis. Lineage: Eukaryota; Viridiplantae; Streptophyta; Magnoliopsida; Fabales; Fabaceae. The record is from RefSeq and is a predicted model, not a curated record.
UCCGUUCCGUUGGCUACGGAGGGGAGUCCCCAAUCCAGAUUCUUCCCCUCAUUUUUGGAAGCGAAUACAAGAUUGAACAGAAAAGGAAAAUUAAAAUCAAUUUUGUCCGGGCGGGGCGUGGUGGGUCCCGCGCAACAGUUCUAUUCUGCCGCCCGCUUUGUCGUCUCGCUUGCUGGCCCCUCCUUCACUCAUGUUGCACUUUAGCCUUUGUCUGGACGCAUUUUCUACAGUGCGCACACCUUCUUAUCCUUCGCUUGUCUGCGCUCUCGGGCGCUUUCUCCCCUGUUUCCAUGGCUCUGAUCUCUGACAUUUAUCGAGCUUCUUGAGUGAUCUCCAGCAUAUUUGGGCCUUUUCUGUUUCCGCCCCGUUGUUUGAUGACGCCUUGGGAUCUUGCUCCGGACGCGCUGCAGAAUUGCGAUUUUGGAUGGGCUUCUUUCUUUUUCGUAUAACUGAAGCUCUGUGACUCCUGUUACCCCUUCCGCGAUCCGUGCCGCUGAUUCGCCGCCGUAUCUUCUCAUGGCUCGAAGCGAUGAAGUUAACCUCAACGAAUCCAAGAUGGUGGUGCCGCUAAACAUGUGGGUUCUCAUCUCCAAUUUUAAGUUGGCCUACAAUCUUCUCCGUCGUCCUGAUGGCACCUUCAACCGGCACUUGGCGGAGUUUCUAGAUCGGAAAGUCCCAGCCAAUGCCAACCCUGUUGAUGGGGUUUUCUCUUUUGAUGUUAUUGUUGACCGUGAAACUAAUCUCCUCAGUAGAAUUUAUCGACCUGCUGAAGGAGAAGAGACUCACGUGAAUAUUGUUGAUCUCGAGAAGCCUGUAACAGCUGAGGUUCUGCCUGUCAUCAUAUUCUUUCACGGUGGAAGCUUUGCGCAUUCCUCUGCCAACAGCGCUAUAUAUGAUACUCUAUGUCGCCGACUGGUGGGCAUUUGCAAGGCUGUUGUUGUCUCAGUGAACUAUAGGCGUGCACCUGAAAACAGGUAUCCUUGCGCAUACGAUGAUGGGUGGGCAGCUCUCAAAUGGGUUAGUUCUAGAUCAUGGCUUCAGAGUAGGAUGGACCAGAAAGUUCACAUUUACCUGGUGGGGGAUAGCUCUGGCGGGAACAUCGUCCACCAUGUUGCCAUGAAAGCCGUGGAAUCUGGAAUUGAAGUGCUGGGAAAUAUACUGCUCAACCCAUUGUUUGGUGGGAAAGAAAGAUCUGAGUCUGAAAAGCGUCUAGACGGGAAAUAUUUUGUUACGAUCAAAGAUCGGGAUUGGUAUUGGAGAGCUUUUCUGCCGGAAGGGGAAGACAGAGACCAUCCGGCAUGUAACCCAUUUGGCCCCAAGGGCAAGAAUCUUGAAGGGAUCGCCUUUCCAAAGAGCCUUGUUGUGGUAGCUGGUUUAGAUCUUGUUCAGGACUGGCAGUUGGCUUACGCGAAGGGCCUUGAGAAGGCUGGGCAAGAUGUGAAGCUGCUGUUCCUAGAGCAGGCCACGAUUGGGUUUUACUUGUUGCCAAAUAAUGAGCAUUUCUCAACGGUCAUGGAAGAGAUAAGAAAUUUUGUGAGCUCUGGCAGUUCGUAGGCUAGACUGUUGUCAUACAUAACAGACGGAGUUUACCGGAUUGUGUAGGUACACUACUUACUUUUUUGUGUAUUGUGGUUUCUAUAGUACCCUGCACCCGUGAUCUGGCACUCGUGGUUCUGGUAUUUGAUGUGUCUGGGAUUGGCAUAAGUGGCCGAGUAACCAGCAUAUAGCUGUAUGUUUUCCGGUGCACAUCGCCUGGAAUUGGGUGAUGAUGUAGAUAGGUGAAAGCUACGACCUUUUAUUGGAAGGAACCACUAGGGUUAUGAUUUAACCAAUCUGACUUCCAGCCAAAAAGGAGAGGAAGACAGUAUCUUGGGUAUGACCUCGGUGCCCAGCCAGUGGGGCUUGUCGCCUGCCUAGUGUUAAAUAUAUAUUUCCUAAUUUUGGAACACAACUAGAGCUAGUUUUAAUGAUAUUAUGGUCCUGUAUGUUUACACGUC